AUGUCCUGGAAGCUGGGCAAAAAGUUCAAGGACGGCGCCGCCCUUGGCUCCCGCUCCCCCUCGUCGGCCACCGCCCCCAUGGAUCGCUCCGCCACCCCGACGCCAUCCAACCCGCACGCCGGCUCCUCGUCCGUCAACCCGCUCGCCUCGUCGACCGGCGCGCCCAUCCCGCGCUCCGGCCUGCUCACCAUCCGCGUCGUCGAUGCGCGCGGCCUCUCGCUCCCCGCCGGCACCCAGACACCACCCGCCAUCGCCCGCGCCCUCGCCCAAAACGGCCCCGCCUCCGGACUCGCAUCCGGCAACCGCGACAACCGCCAGAGCAUGCAGCGGAAGCAGUGCUGGUGGCUCCCCUACCUCGUCCUCGAGUUUGACAAAAACGAGAUCCUGAUCGACGCCCUCGGCGGCGACAUCCAGGGACCCACCUGGAUGUUCAAGGCACACUUCGACGUCUCGAGAAACUCCGAGAUCAGCCUCCAGAGCUAUCUUCGAUCCGGCGACGGCCCGAAUGCCAACCCCGGCGACGGUCAACCAAAGGACGGACAGGGCGACGACGUCAUGGGCGUCGGCGACAUCUACCUCGGUGGCGUCAAGUUUGUGCCCGACUUUGAGAACCAGCGAACCACCGACGAAUGGUACCCGGUCGCAGGCGGCACCGGCCAAAUACACAUCCAGGUGUCGUACAAGAGCGACUCGGGCGGCUCGCUCAACAUGGACGCCUUUGAACUGCUCAAGGUCAUUGGCAAGGGGAGCUUCGGCAAGGUGAUGCAAGUGCGGAAGCGCGACACGUCUCGAAUCUACGCCCUCAAGACGAUCCGCAAGGCGCACAUUGUCUCGCGGUCCGAGGUGACGCACACGCUGGCCGAGCGGACAGUGCUGGCCCAGGUCAACAACCCCUUUAUCGUCCCGCUCAAGUUUUCGUUCCAGAGCCCCGACAAGCUCUACCUCGUCCUGGCCUUUAUCAACGGCGGCGAGCUCUUCCACCACCUUCAGCGCGAGGGGCGUUUCAACGAGGAGCGAUCACGCUUCUACGCGGCCGAGCUGCUCUGCGCUCUCGAGCACCUCCACGGCUUCAACGUCGUCUACCGUGACCUCAAGCCCGAGAACAUCCUCCUGGACUACACCGGGCACAUUGCGCUGUGCGACUUUGGCCUCUGCAAGCUCAACAUGGGCGACCAGGAGACGACCAACACCUUCUGCGGCACGCCAGAGUACCUGUCUCCGGAGCUGCUGCUGGGGCAGGGCUACACCAAGGCCGUCGACUGGUGGACGCUGGGCGUGCUGCUCUACGAGAUGCUGACGGGCCUGCCGCCGUUCUACUCGGAGGACGUCAACGAAAUGUACCGCAAGAUUCUGCAGGACCCGCUGCGGUUCGGCGACGAAGUCAGCCCGGACGCGCGCCACCUGCUGACGCUGCUCCUCAACCGCGACCCGUCGCAGCGCCUCGGCAGCGGGCCCAACGGCGCGGCCGACAUCAAGGCGCAUCCCUUUUUCGCCAAGCACAUUGACUGGAAGCGGCUGCUGGCCAAGAAGGUGCAGCCGCCGUUUAAGCCGAGCGUGGCCUCGGCGAUUGAUACGUCCAACUUUGACCCCGAGUUUACCAACGAGCCGCCCAUGGACAGCGUCGUCGACGACAGCCACAUGCUGAGCGCGACGGUGCAGGAGCAGUUUGUCGGCUUCUCGUACAACGCGCCCAACGACCUCACGCAGGGCGAGAGCCUGCGCGACUAG
Molecule: messenger RNA, 1728 nt
Organism: Pseudozyma flocculosa PF-1
Lineage: Eukaryota; Fungi; Basidiomycota; Ustilaginomycetes; Ustilaginales; Ustilaginaceae
Exons: 7
Coding region: 1-1728 (575 amino acids)
Biological process (GO): protein phosphorylation
Molecular function (GO): protein serine/threonine kinase activity; ATP binding
Source: RefSeq, a predicted model, not a curated record